AUGCACAGACUUCCUCUGUCUUUUGCUUUGCUCACUUACUGCGGCUACUGGAGACCGACUAAAUGGCCACACACUUCGCUCAAGUAUCAUCUGUACAACGUUUACUCUGUGUUCAUGAUUUUGCUACUAUACUUCUUCGCGUUCUGCUCUUGCGUGGAUUCGUUUACUAGCAAAAACCUGGAGACUAUGACCGACAAAUUUUCUCUCUGCGUCUCUGUGGUAGGAGUCUGCCUCAAAGUAGCCAAUCUCUUUGUCCGGCGAGGAAAAAUUAUAAAUGUGAUGAAUAUGUUGUUGAACGAGAAUUAUAUUGCGAGAGACGAUCAGGAAGAACGCAUCCAACGGAAGAACGAUGAUUAUGCCAGAAAACUAACGAUAUACUGCGAGAUCCUGAACGAAUCGGCAGUGUUCUUUGCGACCGUGGGCCAAUAUAAAAAUCUCAUAAGUACGAGAGAGUUACCAGUGUCCGAUUGGAUGCCGUACGAUUUAUCCUCGCAGAAACUGUACAUGACAUCUUUAGUGUAUCAAACAGUUGGCUUGUUGAUCUGUGCAAAUACCAGCGUAGCCAACGAAACACUGAUCGCAGGGUUGAUGAUACAAAUCAGCACGCAAUUUGAGAUAUUUUGUCAUCGAGCUAGAAAUGUAUCAUUCUCAUUGACGACAGCAAGAAGGAACACCAUGUCUAACGAAGAAUUCAAGAUAAGAUGCAAUAAAAUUAUUGGGAACUUAAUUAGACAUCACCACGAACUUUACGAAUUUGCCGAAACAGUGAACAGUGUGUUUCAGUACAUGAUUUUCUUACAAUUUUGCAUAAGUUCGAUAGUACUAUGUCUCAGUGUCUAUCAGUUUUCCACGGUAGAUCCGUUCAGUAUGAACUUCGUCUGGAGCGGCUUCUAUUUGUGCUCUAUGCUUAUGCAGGUGUAUUUAUACUGUUGGUUUGGGAACGAGGUGACGUUGAAGAGCAACAAAGUUCGCGAUGCUAUUUAUGAUAUGGACUGGACCAUACUACCUACUGACGUAAUGAAGAAUUUAUUGCUAAUCAUAAUUAGAACUGAUAGACCUGUUAAAAUGACAAGUGGUCACGUUGUUGUUUUAUCUUCGCAAUCUUUCGUGUCAAUCAUAAAGAUGACUUACUCUUCGUACAAUCUUCUGUCAAAUUCUACGAGCAAAUAAGAAUUUUCGUCGUUACUGUGAUUCAAUUUUUACUGACUGUUUAAUUAUCGUAAAUUACUUACAAUUAUUGUAAAAGUGUGUGUCCUUUUUACCGUUGUGCAUGGUCAUACAACACUUUCACUAAUGUACUCAUGACAGUCAUGACUGAGAAAUAAAAAUGCAGAAUUGAAUCAACAAA
Bombus pascuorum is the source of this 1348-nucleotide messenger RNA. RefSeq names its product odorant receptor Or1-like. Gene Ontology annotation, biological process: detection of chemical stimulus involved in sensory perception of smell; sensory perception of smell. The transcript is spliced from 5 exons. The record is from RefSeq and is a predicted model, not a curated record. The coding region runs from base 1 to 1170 and encodes 389 amino acids. Lineage: Eukaryota; Metazoa; Arthropoda; Insecta; Hymenoptera; Apidae. Gene Ontology annotation, cellular component: plasma membrane. Gene Ontology annotation, molecular function: odorant binding; olfactory receptor activity.